CCUUAAAUGGGAUUUGCUUCUGCCAGCAAAUCUUCUUCUUCGUCAAAACCCUUGAAGAAUGACACGUCCAGCUUCCAUUCUUUGAUGACAGCUUCAUUCACAAAUACCUUUUGCUGAUGAUGAAUAAAGGACCCGCAACAACGUGUUCUUCUACUGAGAAAAUUUAGGAAACGAACACCAAAUUAAGGUUUGUUUCCCUAUAGUAUGCAAUAUGGCCAACACUGUAACUGAAAAUGAGAGUGAUUGGAUAAAGAAAGUGAAAGCAGAAGGAGCUGUUCCAUUUCUUGAACCAGAUAAUUGUCCAAAUGGUUGGUCUUCCCCUCCACCUAACAUUUUCAUGGUUCGAGGCCCACAAUACUUCUCAACCAAAGUUAAGAUCCCAGCCUCCGAUUAUCUUCUAAAACCACUAGGUUUCGACUGGAUUAAAGGUCCUAACAAAAUCUCAGAGGCAUUAUCCAAUCCAAAACAUCGCAUCAGAAAGGUUCUCAACGAACAAUUUCCCUCUGACAAUAAGCCACUCGUAUGGGCAUUUAAUUUACAAGUUCCGAGCAAAGAGAAUUACAGUGCCAUUGCAUAUUUCGUCUCCCCGGAUGUUCCUAACCCUGAUGGAUCUUUAUUAAUCGAACAGUUCUUAAAAGGCGACGACGUGUUCAGAAAUUCGCGGUUGAAAUUGAUUGCAAACAUUGUUAAAGGGCCGUGGAUAGUUAAAAGGGCAGUUGGGGAGCGAGGGAUAUGUGUCAUAGGGAGAGCUCUGGUUUGCAAGUAUUGUGUAACCAAUAACUUUUUACAAGUUGAUAUUGAUAUAGGUUCUUCUAUGGUUGCAAAAGCGAUAGUGCAUCUGGCUUUUGGUUAUAUAACGACCCUCACUGUUGAUCUAGCGUUUCUUAUUGAGAGCCAGACUGAUUCUGAGCUGCCAGAGCGAAUUUUAGGAGCUGUAAGAUUCUCAGAGUUGAAUCCUGCUUCAGCUAUGGUUGUUGAUCAAAGUGGUGUUGUUUUACAGUCUUCUUUGUCUAGACGGUUAUGGUGGUCUCUUGGACAAGGUUUCUCUAGCCUUCUCCAUCCUGUUGGUCCGCAAGAAAGCAGUUUGUUGUCGCCUGGUUCAUCACAAGUAAAUGGUGGUUCCAUCACUGAUGAUAAAAUAAAAACAGGAGAGUUGAGCCAAGUUCCUCGAGAUUGAUUGAUUGAUUACAAUACAGAAGCCGAUUUUUACAACUUCUGUCAUCUGACUUCUCUUGUUUUAUGUAAAUAGGCGACUUGAGCCAUGUUUCUUCAUUCGAAUCUUGGGAGAUAUCUCUCUUCAUAAAUUACUUAUUUCCGGUACUAUUGAUUUUUAAAGGUUUUAAUUCGUCUUC
Impatiens glandulifera is the source of this 1352-nucleotide messenger RNA. RefSeq names its product protein ENHANCED DISEASE RESISTANCE 2-like. Lineage: Eukaryota; Viridiplantae; Streptophyta; Magnoliopsida; Ericales; Balsaminaceae. The record is from RefSeq and is a predicted model, not a curated record. The transcript has 3 exons. The coding region runs from base 212 to 1177 and encodes 321 amino acids.